Cephus cinctus (wheat stem sawfly) is the source of this 1479-nucleotide messenger RNA. RefSeq names its product ribonuclease P protein subunit p38. Bases 116 to 1318 code for a protein of 400 amino acids. NCBI's taxonomy places the organism in Eukaryota, Metazoa, Arthropoda, Insecta, Hymenoptera, Cephidae. Gene Ontology annotation, molecular function: ribonuclease P RNA binding; ribonuclease P activity. Gene Ontology annotation, cellular component: fibrillar center; ribonuclease MRP complex; nucleolar ribonuclease P complex. The transcript has 5 exons. The record is from RefSeq and is a predicted model, not a curated record. Gene Ontology annotation, biological process: tRNA 5'-leader removal.
GUCUGAACUACGUUGCUGUUUCUUAUUUCCUAUAUAUCAUUGUGGCUUGUAUAACUAAUGUAUUGCUGGGGGUUACAAAUGGUUAUAUAGAGUACAAAAUCUUAGUAUACCAGUUAUGUCAAAAAAACAGCAAAAAAAAUCUUUGUCAUCAAAGAAAGGACCAACCAAAGGACUGCGAAAUGUUUUAGUACAACCCUUUGAUAAUUAUUGGCCAGUUUUAGAAGAUGAUAAGGAUGCUUCUUUGAAAAAUCUAUUGAAGAGAUUAUUGGUAGUAUUAAAAAGGAAUCCAGUAAAUAUAUCUUGGGCAAAAUUAAAAAAGAUGACAAAAGAAGAACGUUUAGUAGCUAAAGAAGCUGCCAAAACUGAGGUAUCCACUCUGGCUGAUCAAAAAAUAAUUAACAGUACGGUGAUAGGUGUUAAUGCAGUUACCCGCUCAUUGGAAAAGAAUGCAGUAUGCUGUGUAUUGCUUGACGCAAACGUGGAACCAGUACUAUUGAUCAAGCAUAUAGUUAAUAUGGCACUAAAAAGGAAUGUUCCUGUACUUUUAAUACCUUUUCUAAAGUCAGUCACUGUCGAAACUAUGAAUUUUGCUACUGCAGCAAUUGCAUUUAAGAAUAAUGUAGCCAAAGAUGAAGCAAAUUAUUUUCAUGAAUUAUUUAAAAAGAUAGUGGAUUUGGCUGCAAAUUAUCCAGUGCCAGAUAAGGCUGUGAAGUUAUUACAGGAGGACACUGAAUCCCAAAAUAAAGAAUUGUUACACAAUAAUUCAUGUGUAGAAACUGACCAUAGUACAGACACAGACAAAAGUAUUAAGCUGUUUACAGUGUCUACCAAUGUUUACAAGUACAGAACAUCAAGAAACGAAAGGGUAUUUAUACCAGAAAAUGCCAUGGAAAUUCAAACACCAGGCAAAGUAUGGACUGACUUUAUAGCUGUAGACCAAAGUGUGGAUACUACCAUGAAGGUUGACAACAAAGGAAAGAUGAGGAAGAAUAAAAGAUACAUGGACAUUCAUGAAAAAAAUGAAAAUUCUCCUACAGUAUCGAAAUCUGCUCCAAUGGAUUUAGGCGAUUUUAUAUCAUUCGAGUCACAGCCCAAAGUAAGUAACAAUGACGAUAAUAGUAACAUUUUAUAUAAAUCAAAAAUUGGUGUAUUGGGAAAUAAUGAGACAUCGAUGGAAGAACCAAAUGAUGAUCCCAAAAGAAAUAAAGCAGACACUAGUGAUAAAAACAUAAAAUAUAUCCCUCUCAAAGUAAAACGUCUGAGAGGAAAUAGUAAUCGUAGAAAAGCCACCAAGACUUUGAAAUUAAAGAAAAAAUGACAUGAAACAUGAAUCCCCGUUUAAUAGAUUAAGGUUGUUCUAGGAAUGGAACUGAUGGAAAAAUACAUGUAUUUCUAUACACAAAUAGAUACAUUAUAUAUACAUUUUAAUUUCUUUGACUUAUGACAUUUGACCAUUAAAUAUUAUUAUGUAUUAUAUAU